Condylura cristata (star-nosed mole) is the source of this 3904-nucleotide messenger RNA. It is a transcript of the gene HPS3, whose product is annotated as Hermansky-Pudlak syndrome 3. Lineage: Eukaryota; Metazoa; Chordata; Mammalia; Eulipotyphla; Talpidae. Gene Ontology annotation, cellular component: cytoplasm. The coding region runs from base 40 to 3045 and encodes 1001 amino acids. Gene Ontology annotation, biological process: organelle organization. The transcript is spliced from 17 exons. The record is from RefSeq and is a predicted model, not a curated record.
CAGGCGCCCCGUGAGGGGGGCCCGCAGGCGGUCUCCGGGAUGGUACAGCUGUACAACCUGCACCCGUUCGGGUCGCAGCAGGUGGUGCCCUGCAAGCAGGAGCCCGAGCGCUUCUGCGGCGGAGGGCGCGACGCGCUGUUCGUGGCGGCGGGCUGCAAGGUGGAGGUGUUCGCUGUCGACUGCCAGGGGCUGAGCCAGUCGAGGUGCACCUUUUCCACGCUGGGCCGCGUGUUGCGUCUGGCCUACAGCGAGGCGGGAGACUAUUUAGUAGCAAUUGAAGAAAAAAACAAAGCGAAGUUUCUGCGUGCUUAUGUGAACUGGAGAAGUAAAAAAACUGAAAACUCUCGAGUGUGUAUCCGAAUGGUUGGACAUAAUGUGGAGGUACCCUUCAGUGAAAGCUUCAGGGACCAGAUGUCUAUUCUUGAAAUGCCACUCUCUGAGAACCCCUUGAGCAUUUCUUGCUGCCCUGUGAAAGGAGACCUUCUUGUUGGCUGCACAAAUAAGCUAGUCUUAUUUACUUUGAAGUAUCAGAUCAUUAGUGAAGAAUUCUCAAUAUUGGACUUUGAACGCUCUUUAAUUAUACACAUAGAUAAUAUCACCCCUUUUGAAAUAUCUUUUUGUGUUGGAUAUGUUGCUGUCAUGUCAGACUUAGAAGUCUUAAUCCUAAAGCUGGAAUCGGAUCCCAAAGAUGGAGAGAAAGUUAUCCACCAUCCACAUAAAACCAACAAUUUAGUGAAAAAGACAGAAGGCACCAGUAAUGAAACUUUGCAACUUGAAUCCGAUGACUUUGUAAUCUGCCAAAAACCCAUGGAACUUCUUGGUGAAAAAAGUGAACAGUGUGGCAUAUCUGUUACACUGGAGGCAAUAGGAUUAGCUGAUGAAAACAUGAAAUAUACUCAUGUUCAGCAUCUGCUCUAUAGACGUUUUGCUCCUGAUAUUUCAUCAUAUGUUUUGCCUGAUGAUGCCAAGUUGCAUUCACUUCAGCUGCUACCCAUUUACCAAACAGGUUCUUUUAUGUCUGAACAUUCAUCUCAAGAAAAAAAAUUGCUGAGUCUUUUUUGUUUCUUCUCAUUACCUCAUGUGGGCUAUCUCUACAUGGUUGUCAAGUCAGUUGAAUUAAUGUCGGUCUACCAGUAUCCUGAGAAAUCUCAGCAGGCAGUGCUCACGCCACAGUUUUUGCAUGUUAUUACAAGUAACAACCUGCAGUGCUUCACAGUGCGAUGUAGUGCGGCGGCAGCUCGUGAGGAGGACCUAUAUGAGGACACCACAUUGAAGGCUUGUCCACCUGUCAGUAUGGAUGUCUGUGCUUUGAGAAUACAGCUCUUCAUUGGUUUGAAAGCCAUUUGUCACUUUAAAAACCAUGUAAUACUUUUGACCAAGGCAGACUCUGAACCUACUCCAGAGAGAAGAGAAUCACCCAAGAGGCUUCUUUCUAGGAAAGAUACCAGUGCUAAGCUCAGAACAUCUCCUGUAGCUGAGGCUGCUUGGAAUUUAUAUAUUGUGAAUACAAUCUCACCAGUGCAACUAUACAAGGAAAUGAUCGACUACAGUAAUACCUAUAAGACUGUUAAAACACAGAGCUGCAUCCACCUCCUUAGUGAGGCUCAUUUGUUGGUGAGAGCUGCCUUAAUGGAUGCCAGUCAGUUGGAACCUGAAGAAAAAGCAGAGCUUUUGGAAGCAUUUAAAGAAAGCUGUGGCCACUUGGGAGAUUGCUAUAGCAGGCUUGAGACUCGAUAUUCCCACCUUGCCUUGCCAUACUAUAAGAUGUCUGGCUUGUCUCUGGCUGAAGUUUUAGCCCGAGUGGAUUGUGCAGUAGAGGAUGGAUUGCAGAAAUACGAGAAGGGAUUAAUCUUUUACAUUAAUCACUCACUUUAUGAAAACCUGGAUGAAGAAUUAAGUGAAGAAUUAGCAGCAAAAGUGGUUCGGAUGUUUCAUGUGACUGAGCCGAAACAACUGCCCCAUAUUCUCUGUACUCCUUCCAUGAAGAACAUUAACCCUUCAAUUGCCUUGAGCUAUCUGAGAAAGUUGGAUACUUCUGAGUGUUCAUCAGUAUUAGUGACACUGACUAAAGCAUCAAUGGCUCUGAAAAUGGGAGAUCUUGACCUGUAUAGGAAUGAAAUGAACAGCCAUUCAGAGAUGAACUUCGUACGUGGCUUCAGUCUGGAACCUCGGCUAUUAAUUCAACAGAGAAAGGGACAGAUUUGUCCAACUGAGUUUGCUGUUUACUUGAAGGAAACUCAGCCUGGAUUGCUGGUGGCAUCAAUCCUAGGCUUGCAGAAGAGCAGCCAUAUUGGAAUUGAAGAAGCAGAUUCCUUCUUCAAGGUGCUCUGUGAUAAGGGUGAAGGUACAGUUCCUCAGCUCUUGGUAGACUUCUGGGAAGCUCGGCUGGUAGCAUGUAACCCUCAUGUGGUACAUCAGGAACUCUUCCUCAAACUCACAUCACAGUACAUCUGGAGAUUAUCUAAGAGGCAGCCCCCUGAUACCACACCAUUGCAAACAUCAGAAGAUCUGAUAAAUGCAUGUAGUCAUUAUGGUUUAAUCUAUCCAUGGGUUCAUGUCUUAUUAUCAUCUGAAACAUUACCAGAUAAAAAUUAUGCAGAAGACCUUUCAAAAUUACAGUCUCUUCUCUGCAGUCCUUCAUUUGCUGUAGCUUCCAUGAGUCUAUUCUUGGAGUCACUCUCAGAUGACACUGUUGCUGGCCUCAGCAUUCAUAUUUUAUGUCAUACACGCUUGAAAGAGUAUGAACAGUGCCUAGACAUGCUGUUAGAGAGGUGCCCGGAGGCACUCAUUCCUUAUGCCAAUCAUGAAUUGAAAGACGAGAAUCGGACAUUGUGGUGGAAAAAACUGCUGCCUGAACUUUGUCAACGAAUCAAAUGUGGUGGAGAGAAAUAUCAACUUUACCUGUCAUCAUUAAAAGAAACAUUGUCCGUUGUUGCUGUGGAACUAGAACUGAGGGAUUUCUUGAGUGUCCUUCCAGAAGAUGGCACUGCAGCAUUUUUCUUGCCGUAUCUUCUUUACUGCAGUCGAAAGAAAUCAUUGACCUGAAGAUGUCAUUUGAAAACACCACACUGGUGUAUGAGAGUGAAUUUAAAAAUUGAAAGCCAGGUAAAAAUAUAAAUAGAAGAUUUUCAUAUUGAAUAUGUAUUUAUAUUACCAGUGCUUUCAAGUUGCUUCCCUACCAUGUAGAGGUAUUAUCAUUUCUUAAUUAAGACCUGAAUCUAUUUUAAUUGUCAAGAUUGUAGAAAAGCGCAAGUCAUUAAUGCUUUGCUCAAAGAAGCCAUAUUAUUUUUCCAAGGUGGAGACCUACUGUUUAUUCCAGGGAACAUCAGUUCACUGUUACUGAAGAUUGGACAGUUUUCUUUAUCCCAGGAACACAAAUGUUUUGCAAAUAUGCACUGAAAAAAUGUCACUCCCUGUGGCCCAGAAUUGUCUUUUCAGAUUUUUAUAUUUAUGUUUCUUUCAUACGAUGUUCAUGUUCUGCUACAUUAAAGAUUUUAAACUUUAUUUUCUUGUUAUUUUUAAAACUCUUGCUGUAUUUCUCUCUGAAUAAAAUAAAGUGGAGUUUACAAAGUUACCUUCUUUUCUGGCUAACAUGAUCUGUUGAAUCCAUGUUUUUCAGCCAAAGCUUUGUUUCCGUGUAUCUGCUCUUUCAGAGAAUGUAUAAAAAUAAGGAAAUACGUCAUUGAGUUCACCACUGAGUCUUCUUUUUUAACCUCUUACUAAAGAAUUUUUAGUUCAAGUACAGCUCACUGAAAGUGUGCUUUGAUACUUGAGCCUGGGCAAAAUUCUACUCACCCAAUAUAUAUUUUUAACUUUUCAAAUAUAUUUUUAACUUUUCUCCUGAUGGCAAUACUCAUCUUGAUCAGGAUUUCAUAUAGAAUUGACUCUCAACUUUUUUCCUAGU